Molecule: messenger RNA, 5193 nt
Organism: Chlamydomonas reinhardtii
Lineage: Eukaryota; Viridiplantae; Chlorophyta; Chlorophyceae; Chlamydomonadales; Chlamydomonadaceae
Exons: 24
Coding region: 439-4758 (1439 amino acids)
Cellular component (GO): membrane
Molecular function (GO): P-type transmembrane transporter activity; nucleotide binding
Source: RefSeq, a predicted model, not a curated record
AUGAGCUGUAACGACUGAAUUUCGUCACGCGACAAGGCUGCUUUGGCGGACUGCAUUUUGAACCGUGACUUGACACGGGCGGCCUUGAGGGACGGCGAUAGUUGAAGCUCAAAAGAACUUGAUGGUACUGGAUAAAAAUGACAGCGUCUCGUGAUCUUGGGGCUAAAGCCGGCGCGCUAUCAUCAGCUUUCCUGCCGCGGCUGACACCCCGGCCCCUGCGAGCCCUGAACGGAGCUGACCUGGACUUCCUGCGUGGCGGGACACUCGCUGGAUAGCACCUGCUCAGCAGCGUCAGCUGCGCACCACACAGUAGCGGAGAGAGCAGCUUCCAACAGACGUGAUAUAAUCUAGUCCCGCCCCAGCGCGUAUACUACACGCCUUCUCCAGUGAACGUGCAUCCCCAGCGCGGUCAGCCAGCCCACACGCGCAACACAAGACAUGGGCAAAGGCCAGAACCUGGCGCCGGCCACCAACAGCAAUGGAUUCCACCCUCACGGCGCCCAUCCUGGCCCCCAUCAUGAGGAGGGACACGGGCACGGGGCCCAUGGCGAGGAGCCGAACAAGUCGUUUACAUUACUGCUGUCUGGCCAAGCGGAUGAUGAGGACAUAGCGAGCUUCGAGGGCUUCCACUCGCCAUGGUGGAAGAAGCUGCUCUACUAUUUCGUGGGGCUGAUUACCGCGGGGUUUUCGUUCCUGAUGUGCAAGUGGUCUCCGCGCGUCCAUAUCUUCCUCAGUUUGUCGCCGUGCCCGCUGCGGGAUGCACAGUACGUGCGCAUCCGGCUUGCAGAUGGGCGUGUGGAUCUGGAGAAGGUGCAGGAAGUGGCCAUGACGGAGCCGCACUAUGACUCGGUGCCCACCCUUGCGGCGGAUGAGGAGGAGGGUGCGGGCCGCGGGGGCCUGCUGGACUGGCAGGUCCAGCGCACGCACAAGCUGCUGGAGUACCGCUGUACGCGCUACUUUUAUGUGGAUGGCGUGGCGGCGGCGGCAGCAGCGGUGGCGGGUGGCCCGGCGCCCGGGCCCGGUGGCGCGACCUUCACGCCGGUGCCGGCGCUGCCCAAGGGCUUUAACGAGCAGCUGCGGUCGGCGGCGGUGACGCUGGCGACCACGGGGCACGCGGCGGCGGUGGAGGAGGCGCAGGAGUGGGACCUGGGGGGGCGGCAGCUGAGGUACGGCACUAACGAGAUGGCCAUUCCGGUGAAGUCCAUCCCCAUGCUCAUUUUCGACGAGAUGUGGCACCCCUUCUACGUGUUCCAGUACUUCUCCAUCCUGAUCUGGAUCGUGGGCGACGCCUACUACUCAUACGCGGUGUGCAUCGCCGUCAUCACCUGGUUCUCCAUCAUCUCCGCCGCCUACGAGGCGCACCAGAACAUGAAACGCCUGGCGGAGAUUGCGCACUUUGAGUGCGAGGUGGACGUGGUGCGCAGCGGCGAGGUGGUGCGACUGCCCUCCAGCGCCCUGGUGCCUGGAGACCUGGUGGUGGUGGCGCCCGGCACACUGCCUUGCGACAUGGUGCUGCUGCGCGGCGAGUGCAUCCUGGACGAGAACAUGCUGACGGGCGAGUCGGUGCCCGUACGCAAGGUGGAGUACAACGCCGUGGCGGAUGGGCUAGCCUACCAGCCCGACAAGUGCCCCGGCUGCACCCUGUUCGGCGGGACCGUGGUGGCGCAGGCGCGCGCGCCGCGCGCCCAGAAGCCGCUGGCCAUGGUGUGCCGCACCCGCUUCUACAGCGCCAAGGGGCAGCUGCUGCGCAGCAUCCUGUUUCCGCGCGAGCCUGAGGAGAGCUUCAUCAGCGACAGCCUGCGCUUCAUCUGCGUCAUGCUGGCGGCCUGCAUGGGCCUGUACAUCUGGGCGGCGGUGGUGCUGGCGCAAGUGGGCGCCUCGCCCGACCGCAUCGUUGUCCGCUUCUUCGACAUGAUCACAAUCGCAGUGCCACCCGCCCUGCCCGCGUGUCUGACCAUCGCCACCGUGUUCUCCAUCGGGCGCCUGCGCAAGAAGGGCAUCUACGUCACCAGCCCCGACCGCAUCACGCUGGCCGGGCAGCUGGACGUCAUCUGCUUUGACAAGACGGGCACGCUCACGGAGCAGGGCCUUGACCUGCAGGGCAUUGUGCCGAUCGUGGACGGGCGUCUGCACAACAUGGUGGGCCAGAUCAGCCUGCUGCCCACGCAGUUGGUGGAGCUACUGGCGAGUUGCCACGGCCUGGCACGCAUGGGCGAGUCGCUGGUCGGAGACCCGCUGGACCAGAAGCUGUUUGUCGCAACACACUGGGACCUCAUUGACGAGCGGCCCUCGCUGGAUGGGGCCUAUGGCGGUGCAUACGGCGGCAGCGCUGGCGGUGCUGGGCCCCAGCAGACCGACAUCGACGGCAACGUACAGGGACCGGGCGCGGGCGCGGCGGAGGCCGCACAGGCAGAGGCGGAGGCCACCGGCACUGGUGGCGGCGUGCAGACCUACGUGCGUCCGCCUGGCGCCGUGCAUGCCUACGCCAUUGUGAAGCGGUUUGAGUUCUCGGCGGCGCUGCAGCGCAACCUGGUGGUGGUGCGUGCUCCUGACAACAGCGUAGCCGUGUUCGCCAAGGGCUCGCCCGAGGCCAUUCGCGCGCUGGCGGACCCUGGGUCGAUCCCCGCCGACUUCGACCAGCUGCUGGGCGAGCUGACCCGUGAGGGGCUCCGCGUGCUGGCGCUGGCGGCGGGCGACGCCAGCACCGUGCCCGAUUCAACGCUGCUGGGCUGGACACAGGCGGAGACGGAGGCGAACGUGGGGCUCAGGCUGGUGGGCCUGGCGGUGAUGGCCAACCCGUUGCGCCCCGACACCGCCGACGUCAUCAGCCGCCUGCAGCACGCCUCCAUCCGCACCGUGAUGGUCACUGGCGACCACCUGCGCACCGCCGUGUCGGUGGCGCACAAGUGCAAUAUCCUUCCCGGGCAGCGCCCCAUCCUGCUCAUUGAUGCCGCAGACCUGCCCGCGCCUGCCACCGCCUCGCAGCAGCAGCCGACACCGCUACCGCAGGUGGCGGCGGCCGCCGCGACGCAGGCGCCUGCGGGCGUGGAGCCGGCAUUGAUGCCACAAUCGACGCCUUUGCCGGUGCUGCGGCCGGCGCACGCGUACAGCGAGGCCUCGGGGCCUGGGCCGGCGGGUGAGCCGACGCCACUGGGCGACCCGUCUAUCGCCAACCCCAACUGGAACGGCUCCCUGUUGACCGAGGAGGCGGAGGAGGCAGAGCUGCGCGAUGCCGCUGCAUUGAACACGCCGUACCAUGGUGGGGCGUCGGGGCUUGGCGACGGCGCGGGCAGUAGCAGCGAGGGCGGCGCAGGCAUCCUGAGUGAGUACGGCCCGGCGAGUCAGCACGCACACGUGGUGGUGCAGGCGCAGUACCCAGGCAUGGCGCAGCCAGGCGGCGCAGCCGGCAAGGGCGCUGUCCCUGUCGACUCCGGCAACGGCCACCACCACACCGCGGUAACGGCAGCAGCAGAUGCCGCUUCUGCCGCAGCCGGGCCCGGCCUGCGGCUGAGUGUGCUGGAUGUGGAGGGCAACGUCACGGAGAACGCGGGCUCGGCGGCGGCGUACGGCAUGUUGGCGCGUGUGGUGACGGGCGAGCUGGAGUGCGCGGUGACCGGCAAGGGCUUCAACUGGCUGCUGGCCAGCCUGGAUGCGGGGCUGCUGUUCCCGGUGCUGCAGCGCGCGGGCGUGUUUGCGCGCAUGAGCCCCGAUAAUAAGCGCGACCUAAUGCUUCUGCUGGGCAGCGGCAUUGACGGCGUGGAGGGCUGCCCGCACCUUGGGCUGCGUGCCGGCUUCUGCGGUGACGGCGCCAACGACUGCGGCGCGCUCAAGGCAGCGCACGUGGGCGUGUCACUGUGCGAGGCGGAGGCCUCAGUGGCUGCGCCGAUGACUAGCAAGGCGCAGACCAUUGCCAGCAUGAUUACUGUGGUGGCGGAGGGCCGCUGCACGCUCAUGGCCACCUACCAGAUCUUCCAGUUCAUCAUCGCAUACGCGCUCGUGCAGGCGUUUGAGACCAACCUGAUGUACACCUAUGCGCUCAACCUCGGCAACUACCAGUACCUGAUUGAGGACCUUUUUUUCACGACAGUGCUGGCGGCGCUCAUGGGUUUCACAGAGCCCAGGAACAAGCUGUCCCGCAGCCGGCCGCUCACACGCGUCAUGUCGCCGCCGCUGAUGAUCAGCACGGUGCUGCAGUGCGUGGUGAUUGUGGUGUUCCAGCUGCUCAGCCUCAAGCUGCUGCAGUCGCAACCCACCUACGUGCGCUUCCGGGGCGGCCCCGAGCUUCACGACACAGUGGCCCCCGAGAAUACCACCACCUACAUUGUGGCGCUGGCGCAGUUCGUGGUCCUAGCGCUGGUGUUCAACAAGGGCAUGCCGCACCGCUCGCCGCUGUGGACCAACCUGUGGCUGGUGGCGGUGCUAGUGAUUCAGACCGCGUUCGUGAUCUACAGCCUGUUCAGCACCGACGCCUUCAACAUGGACGUGCAGCAGCUGGUGGAUAAGACAUCAUUCAACGCCGUCAUGGACACCGAGUUCAGAUGGAAGCUGUUCGGGCUGCUGGUGGCCAUGGGCAUCACCGCCUUCGCCGCCGAGUACACCUCCAUUGGCAUUGUCAAGCUGCUCAACUGGGCACAGGGCCGCCCUGGCGCAGGCAGCGUGCGCGGGACCAAGGCGGGCAGUCCUGAGAGCAAGGGUAGCAUGCCCAGCACCGUCCCGGACGCCAUCCGGCUGCCUAGGCAGGAGCAGUCUGGUAGGUAAAGGUUGCAAAGGUGGUGGCGUGGGUGCGUAUCUGUCUAGCCUGAUCCAUUCAACCCCAAGGCAACAACAUCCAACAAGUUGUUCAUGUAUCGCGAUGCGGCGUCGGCAAGGGCCAUGGAGGGCGAGCUGGGAUGUGUGACCAGGAUUUCAGCAUUGAAUGGGCUCGUAAGUAUUCAAAGGGAUGCUGCGUUGGCAUCUCAAGACACGCGGCAUGGAGGCUGGAGAAAGUGACUGGGGUUAUCAAUUUUAGCGCAUCCAACAUUGAUCGUGUUUGACACUUGUAGCUAAAUGUCGAAGUGCAGGUCACAGACUGUGGACAUCGUAGCUCGGACGGGGGUGCAGGGCGGGGGGGGGGGGGGGGGGGGUUCGUCGCCGGGUGCGUGUGCGAGUGCGGCUGACGACCACCGCCUGAAACUGCUGUAAUGCCUUUAUAAU